This is a messenger RNA of Scomber scombrus (Atlantic mackerel), 3156 nucleotides long. RefSeq names its product GRB2 associated binding protein 3 (gene gab3). NCBI's taxonomy places the organism in Eukaryota, Metazoa, Chordata, Actinopteri, Scombriformes, Scombridae. The record is from RefSeq and is a predicted model, not a curated record. The coding region runs from base 60 to 1745 and encodes 561 amino acids. The transcript has 10 exons.
CAGCAGUAGCAGCAGCAGCAGCAGCAGCAGCAGUGAGGACGACACGCUCUGCAGUCAAGAUGAGUGCUGGGGAUGUGGUCUGCACCGGCUGGCUCAUUAAAUCCCCUCCGGAGAAGAAACUGAAGAGAUUUGCAUGGAGGAAACGCUGGUUUGUGCUCAGGAGAGGUCGCAUGAGCGGUAACCCCGAUGUGCUGGAAUAUUAUCAAAGUAAGAACUCCAAAAAGCCCAUCCGCACCAUUGACCUGAAAGAGUGUGAGGUGGAGAUGCUGAACGGGCAGCUCAGAAUAAAGCGAGACUUCCAUGAGAAGCACCUCUUUGUGGUGAAAACCUCAUCUCGUGUUUUUUACCUGGUGGCCAAAACUGAGGAGGAGAUGAACAGCUGGAUCAGUAGCAUCAGUCAAAUAUGCCAUUUUGGGAGCCUGGAGGAUGCAGAGAGCUCAGAAGAAGGUUUUCCUCACACCCCAACAUCCCUUCAGCCGUCUCCAGACAGCUCUGACAGAGCGUCUGUAUCAAGUCAACCAGAUUCCAGCCACCCACUGGACUACCUCUUUCUCUCACAAUGUGAGACAGGGAGUGUAAGCACUAGUAGACAUGACAGCUUUUCGAACUCUGAGCUCUCUCUGGAGCAGAAGUCAUUAGACGAUGCCAUCAAGGACAUGGUUCCCUCACCUCUUUGCUCCGAUUCCUCUUCGGCCUUCAUCUCUCAUGCUGGCCACAGUCCAUGUGUUUUCACACAUGGAAGGUCAGCUAACCCUCCCUUGAGCGCUCCAUGCACCUCCAUGGCUUUCCCAUCAUCCUCUUCUCCACUGCGUCACUGUGCCACAAAUGUCUUCCAGUUUGACAGUUAUUCUCCUUCUGCACCGUUUGAGACAACGAGUGACAGGCACACGCCUCCUCCGCUGCCGCCUAAGCCUAACCACCUGUCAGAACAGCAAAGUGAAGAAGGACCUCACAGACUGACUACAUGGCACUUCCCAAGCCAUGCUGUAUUAUUUCCUCGGAGAACCAGUUUUUCAAGCCUGGACCAUUUCAAAAUAGGAGAUGCUGACAGCAGAGCGAUGAGAAACAGAAGGCAGAGUCUUAACUUGGCUUGUUUAAAUACCACACAAGUUCAAAGCUACCAGGAUGAGUCAUAUGUGCCGAUGGCUUCCCCUAUUCCUCCUGUUGCCGCUGGUGAAUCUGAUGGUUAUAUACCCAUGAGCCCUGUGAGCUUCCUCAAUACAAACGGCAAUACCGAUACCCCUCCGACUCUCAGCCCACUAAUAUGUCAACCUAGAGAUGUUGCACCACCCCCAAUUCACCGGCAUCUCAAGCCGUGCAUGAGGAGAGCUCGACCUCCACCUCUUGACUUGAGAGGCCUCUCUACAAUCACAGAAUGUCCCACUCAUCUUCCUUUGAGGAGAACAAUAACCGAUGCAUGCUUUUCAGUGCACAGUCUACCUCUUGAAAGAAGACUUGAGAAUGGGGACAAUCCAAGAGGUGAAGACACAAACUGCACUGCAAUGGAGUCAAGCCAACCGUUCUUACCCACCUGUAAUGGAGCAGGUCAACCCUGGCUGAGACGAUCAAACCUUGACUAUUUGUCACUGGAUUUCAACUCUGCAUCUCCCUCUCCUGUGCAAAAGCAGAAGCCAUUUCUCUCUGAUGACUACAGAGUGGAUUAUGUGCAGGUGGAUGAGAAGAAGACUCAGGCAUUGCAAAACACCAAAAUGGAGUGGACAGAUGUUCGGCAGUCAAAAACAUAACUGGAAAAUGCACAAUGAAAAUAUGAGGCACACUUUGUUUCAAGAAGACCAACAUGUACUCAUAACACCAGCAAGGAGGACAGAUGUGACGAGGACCAAAAGCAAUUAAGGAGCACUUUGAAAAACAGUAUUGAGAUGUUUGCAUCAUUGAUACACAAAAUUGCACUGUAAAACAAAACAAAAAUCAAUGAACUCUUAGCAGAUCUUUACUGUAAAUACUGCCGGAUUGAUCACUGUUCCCAAUGAUUUUUAAUGUAGCAUAAGGUUUCACCAAAUUUAUUUGAAAAGGGCAUCACAUUACUUCACUGUAAACAUUUGUGAGACUUGUUGUAAAUAUGUAAAAUAAUUUUAAUUGUAAAGAAGGAAAAUAUUUUGAUGAUAAAACAUUUUUUAAUAUUUCUCUCCCUCAUUAUCUAUCCAUCCACAUCAUCCACCCUGAAAAGAACGGCCUAUCUCACGCACAGAGGAGGAGUAAUAAUUGCUGCCACGUCCCAGACUGCUGGCAGAUACUGUAAAUAAGUGGCACAAACAUUACUUUAAGGACAAUACUGUGUUCAGGUAUCACAGAUUCUGAUGUUCAACUACUUUUGCCAUCUUAAAGUUUGUAAGCUGGAAACUUUAACAUGAAGAUGUAAACUUUGUUGAUACAAAGCUAAACUAUAGCUUAAACAAAUCAAAGACUUUCAAGGAGAAGGAUGAACAUUAGCGAGCUGUGGCAAAGUUAGUUUUAAACUGGAGCCCAACCCAGAUCAUAAAGCAGGCAUCUACUCCACAGCAGUUUCUAUGACCACAGAACUCUCACCAGCCACUUCGGCUACUGCACCAUCAUCAUCUCACCUUUCACCUUCUCCUAAAAAGGUCUCUCAGGUCUGGUUGUCUGAGAUCAUAAAAUGAAACUUGCUUCUCAACAGCCUGUGCAGCAUUGUAGCAAUAUUUCUAUGCAUCUAAAACAGUGGUCCAUUAAAACAUUCAAAGCUUUGAGAGCAUUGGGAUGAACUUUGGGUUCAUGAGUUUUACUUGUCUGAGUCAAAAAUAUUCAACACAAGUCAGCGUCAUCUUUUAUUUCAAGUUUGCAAGUGACAAUGUACACACUUUAAUUUGCAUUACCACAUUAAACACACAUGCUUGUCAUGGAUUAAUCCUUAGCUAAGUCAUCACCUGUACAUUUUGACAUUAUCAAUUAUAAGACCCAACUCACUUCAAACUGGUGUUUAUGAAUGAAUACUGAACUGGAUGGUUUACAAAUAACUGUUGAUAUGUGUAAUAAAUGCAGGUUACUCUGAUGCUGAACUUGUACUAAAAAAGCUUAACUCUUGCUUGUGUUGCCAGUAAAAACGUACACCACAGUUUCAAAAUUUGCUUCAGUGAAGCUGAUGCUAGAUUAUACAUGCCCAAUGAGCAAUACUCUGAA